AUGCUGGAGAUGCCGGAGCUUCCCAAGCCUGCAGAAUUGCCUCCGCUCCCCAAGGUCGAGCUUCCUCCUCUGCCCAAGCCUGAGGUUCCAGAGUUGCCCAAACCCGAAAUCCCCAAGCCUGUUGUUCCUGAGGUGCCGAAACCUGAACUUCCUAAGCCUCAGGUUCCAGAGUUGCCAAAACCUGAGCUCCCUAAGCUUGAAACUCCGGAACUGCCCAAGUCCGAAAUCCCUAAACCUGAAGUUCCUGAGGUCCCGAAACCUGAAAUCCCAAAGCCCCAAGUUCCCGAGCUUCCAAAGCCUCAAGUUCCAGAGCUGCCAAAACCUGAAACUCCUAAGCCUGUAGUUCCAGAGUUGCCCAAACCUGAAAUGCCGAAGCCCCAAGUUCCAGAAGUGCCCAAACCUGAGGUCCCAGCCUUGCCGAAACCUGAAUUCCCAGCUUUCCCAAAACCUGAGGUGCCAGAGCUGCCGAAAGUGCCAGAGAUUCCAAAACCUGAACUCCCAAAAGUACCAGAAUUCCCCCAUCUGCCUGACCUUCCGAAACCCAUUACUCCUUGA
Molecule: messenger RNA, 555 nt
Organism: Linum tenue
Lineage: Eukaryota; Viridiplantae; Streptophyta; Magnoliopsida; Malpighiales; Linaceae
Source: the annotation of a GenBank genome assembly